AUGUUGAUUUGUAAGAAGAAACUGAAUUUUGGUGAUUUGAGUGCUAUGUUUCUUAAUCACGAUGGGAAGUUGAGGGUUAAGGAUAAUGUCAUAGAUCUAAAAACAUGUCGGGAUUGGAUGAUUAAGGUAUCAGUUACACAUAAUCUUCCCUUGAAGUGGGUUGAAUAUAGCGCAAUCAGAGGUUUUUUGAAGUAUUUGAACCCGAACAUAAGAUUUAUCUCUAGAAAUACUCAUGCCUCGGAUGUGAUGAAAUUGUAUGAAUAUGAAAAGGAAAAAUUAAAGAUAAGAUUGAGUAGUGUUCCUGGAAUGUUGUGCUUGACUAGUGAUCUUUGGACUGCUUGUACUAAUUCGGGAUACAUUUGUUUAACUGCACAUUUUGUGGAUGAAGAAUGUAAACUAAAUAGCAAAAUACUUGCAUUUUGUUCUAUGCCUCCUCCACAUUCUGCACCUGAAUUAGCUCAAAAAAUUUCUGAUAUCUUGAUGGAUUGGAAGAUAGAUAGGAAAAUCUUUUCUUUGACUUUGGAUACUGCUGCGGCUAAUAAUGUCAUGGUGAAAUUAUUGAAAACACGACUUCAGUUGCAAAACUCAUUAUUGUGCAAUGGGGAAUAUUUUCAUGUGAGAUGUUGUGCACAUAUUUUGAAUCUUAUUGUACAAGAAGGGCUGAAAGUAUCUAGUGAUGCUUUAGAUAAAGUUAGAGCGAGUAUCAAAUAUGUUAAAGCAUCAGAAGCUAGAAUGAUCAAGUUUAAGGAAUGUGCAAGAAAAGUUGAUAUUGAAUUUACUACUUCAUUGUGCUUGGACGUGCCUACACGUUGGAAUUCCACAUAUUUGAUGCUUGCUAGUGGAAUUAAAUAUCAACGGGCUUUCUCUAUGCUUGAAUGUGAUGAUUUAGCUUAUAAGCAUUGUCCGACAGAAGACGAAUGGGAAAGAGGAAAAGUGAUGUGUGAAUUCUUGGAGCCAUUUUAUGAUAUUACUACUUUAAUUUCUGGUUCAUCCUAUCCUACUUCCAACUUGUACUUUAUGGAAGUGUGGAAUAUUGCACGUUUGUUGGAGAAGAAUUCUAGAAGUCAUGAUGAAGUGGUAAAGUCUAUGUCUCUUAAGAUGCUAUCAAAGUUUGAGAAAUAUUGGGAAGAGUAUAGUGACAUUCUUUCCAUGGGGGCCGUGUUUGAUCCAAGAAUGAAGCUGAAACUUGUGGAGUAUUGUUACUCAACACUUGAUCCUCUUUCAAGUGAGGACAAAGUCUAUAGGUUGAAGAUGAAAUUGUAUAUUCUAUACGAUGAGUACAAGAAAAAAAGUGAUGAUGCAUCUUUGUCUAAAGUUUCUCAACCUAAUGGAAGUUGUAAUUCUGAAGUUGGAGAAUCUGAAUUCAUGGAAGGAGUAAGAAGACAAGAAGUAGGAAAAUUGAAAAUGAAUCCUAAUGUGUUUGUUGCAUAUCGGAGUUACAGAGGUGCAACUUCGGAAGCAAAGUCAGCAUUGGAUGUAUAUUUGGAAGACAUGACGAUGGAUGAAAAUGCUAAACUUGAUUUGCUUAAGUAUUGGAAAGAUCAUUCAUCCAAUUGCCCACAACUUGCUAGGAUGGCGUGUGAUGUGCUUAGUAUUCCUAUAACAACGAUCAUGGAAGCAGAAGUGGCUACAGCAGGCAUCAAAGUUCUUGUCGAAAAGCUGAUCGAUGUUUUGAAGGAAGAGUACUCUCAGAUUAAUGGUCUCAGUGGAGAUAUCCGAAAACUGCAGAAGACUUUGGAGAUGAUUGAAGCCUACUUGAGUGGCGCUGAAAAUAAGUCUAUCACCCAACAUGCUGUCAAGAUGAUGCGAACCAUGGCACGCAUCGUGUCGUGCGUGAUCCAUUAG
Messenger RNA from Salvia splendens (bonfire salvia), 1845 nucleotides. RefSeq names its product zinc finger BED domain-containing protein RICESLEEPER 2-like. Gene Ontology annotation, molecular function: DNA binding; protein dimerization activity. NCBI's taxonomy places the organism in Eukaryota, Viridiplantae, Streptophyta, Magnoliopsida, Lamiales, Lamiaceae. The record is from RefSeq and is a predicted model, not a curated record. The coding region runs from base 1 to 1845 and encodes 614 amino acids. The transcript is spliced from 3 exons.